AUGGUGACAUUCAUUCUGGACCUGGGUCCUAGAGAACAUGUAGGCCAGAUUGAAUUGCCAGAACUGGAUGUGCUGAAUAUUGAAGACAGAUAUUCCUCCACGUCCAGUAACCCAUCUGUCCUGCCCGCAGACUCAGCACCUCAGCUGCACUUGACGCCCACCGAGCAGACAGUAUCUCCUGGGUCACCUGUCUCACUCAAGUGCUCAGCCGUAGGCAUUCCCAUACCUGUGAUCACCUGGACCCACGACCACCAGCCCAUCCUCACUUCCCACAGGACCCGGGUGGGAAGCUUCAGAACAGAGAUUGAAGAAGUGGUGAGCCAAGUGAACCUGAGUUCGGUGACUGUCCGUGACGGAGGCUCCUACACCUGCACCGCCCAUAACACUGCCGGCUCCGUCGCACACUCCACCAGGCUCAACGUUUAUGGUCCUCCUUUUGUACGAGCUAUGCCUAACGUUACAGCAGUGGCUGGUCUGGACGUGCAGCUGUCAUGUCCAGCAGGAGGCUUCCCUGUCCCCUCCAUCACCUGGCGCAAAGAUGGAAAACUCAUCGCUAACUCCCCCAAGCAACUGGUUAUGACUAAUGGAACGCUGGUGAUAAGGAGCGCCAGCCAUGAAAACGUCGGUCGCUACAUCUGCGUCGCUUCCAGCAGGCAGGGACAGAGUGCUUCCUCCCACACCUUCCUCCAUGUUCUCAAACCCCCAGUGAUCGAACCAUUCUCGUUCCGUCCUAACCUUCAAGAAGGAGAGCGGACGCAGGUGGUAUGCAUGGUUAGUUCAGGAGACCUACCUAUCACCAUAAACUGGCUAAAGGACGGCGCCCACCUCCAGCAUGACCCAGAAAUCGACAGCAAGCAGAUUCACGAAUAUUCAACGAUCAUUGGCUAUUUCCAUAAAGUUUGGAUAUUCUUCAUCUAUGAACUCUGGAACUACAAUUUUCUAAAGCUCUCAAAAACAUUGAUGAGAAAACAGACAAGUGCUGCUGUUUCCAGAAGCCUGGGUGAACAUCACUCUGGAUCAUACACCUGUGAGGCCGCUAACGCGGCCGCCACUACCAACCUUCACUGCUGGCGUGUCAGAGUUAAUGUAAAGCCUCGCUGGGUGCGAGAGCCUCACAGUGCAACAGCAGUGGUAGGCUCGACGCUGGUGCUGGACUGCAGUGCCCGUGGCUACCCACACCCUGUUAUCACCUGGAUGAAGGCUUCAGCGGAUUCUGCCGAGGACUUCCAGACAAUGGUGUUGGAUGGUGUAAGGUCAUCGCAGGCGCCCAAUGGCUCACUUGUCCUAAUCGACAUAUCGACUUCUAGCGCCGGCUGGUUCAUGUGUCGGGCUGACAAUUCCGUCGGCAAAGCCAUCUCCAAAGUCGUCCAGCUCUCAGUUCAUGGUAAGUUGCGAGUCUUGACAGGUCUUAAUGGAAGACAGACGCUAUUCAUCGACUUACUUUUAUCUUGUAGUAGAGUGUUGGUACGAGAAAGUGGUGGACCCAGAUCAGUGCUGACUGUGUUGGAGAUCCAGGCUGUGACACCAGGUGAUGCUGGCCCUUACACCUGCCGCGCCACCAACCCUCACGGUGAACACUCGCAGCAGUUUACCAUCGCCGUCAUAGAGCCACCUACAGCACCUUCAGAUGUGGUGGUGUCUGAUGUUGGGAGCCGCUCAGCCCGCAUCUCAUGGUCGCUGCCCCAACCAGCUGCAGUCACAAUACAAUACCGUGCUGAGGAAGAAUCUUGGGCAUCCAAUGGGCGCAAUGUGACAGUGGGUCAGUGGACAUCCUGGCAUGUAAUGACUGGCUUAUUUCCCUAUUAUACCUACGCUGUAAGACUUAUGGCCCACAAUGACCUGGGUGUUUCAGAGCCCUCUCAAGUCCACGUCUUCACCACCCUCGAGGAAGCACCCACUGGAGCGCCUCGUAACGUCCGGGUCGCUGCUGGAAGUCCGUACUCUCUGCAGGUGACCUGGAGCAGUCCAGACCCGCUCCUCACUCACGGUCCACUAAGGGGAUAUACAAUUGUCGUACGUCGGCAGAACAUAGAGGGCCACCUAACCUAUAUAACCAGACCCGUCACAACUGUCUCAGGAGACAAGGAAGCACUGGAGCAGUAUGAGGUACGGGACCUGAUGCCAGGCUCCCUCUACGAGGUGGCUGUGAGAGCCUUCACCAGGGCUGGUCCUGGUCCCCUUUCCUCACCCAGGAUAGUCGAGGCUACAAGUUAUGAUGCACCGCUGUGUCCACCAGCGGCACUGUCAUGCCGAGCAUCCGGGCGAGGCGGAGUGCGGGUGUGGUGGUCACCACCGCCCACACACUGCACUUACGCUCCAGUCUCUGGUUACGCCAUCGUGGCCACACCCACUCACCACCCUCACUCUAGUACCAGCAACAUGUGGGAAGUAACUACAACCAACCUGGAGAAAAACCUGGACGGCCUGCCACCAGCCACGAACAUCAGUAUACAUGUUAAAGCCUUCAAUGAGAUCGGUUAUAGUUCCUCCAGUCACCCCAUUUUUUGUGUGACAGAAGACGAUGGUAAACACUUUUGUUUUUGCUAA
Molecule: messenger RNA, 2547 nt
Organism: Cherax quadricarinatus
Lineage: Eukaryota; Metazoa; Arthropoda; Malacostraca; Decapoda; Parastacidae
Source: RefSeq, a predicted model, not a curated record